Pseudonaja textilis is the source of this 3179-nucleotide messenger RNA. The record is from RefSeq and is a predicted model, not a curated record. NCBI's taxonomy places the organism in Eukaryota, Metazoa, Chordata, Lepidosauria, Squamata, Elapidae.
AUGGCGGAGCGCAGAGAGCUCCCUACCUCCGCCAAGCGCCUUUGUUGCAGACCCGGGUAUGGUGCUGGUUGUAGGCCAGAAAAUUUACCCAGGAAAAGACCUGAAAUUUUGUAUCCCAUAAACAAUACUAUUGAAGCUGAUGUUGGAUCCAAUGUCUUUACAGAGUGUAAUGUAUCAAGUUUCAGAGACAAUAUGAUUUCUAUAUCCUGGAGAGUCAAUAAUACUCUAGUUGACAAUCUAUUUAAAGGUAGAAUUAUAGAAGGAAAUCAAACAAAUAUUCCAAAGGAAGGAGCAGAGAUUUUUAUAGUGUCUCUGAACAUCACAGAGUUGAAAAAUGAAGAUUAUGACCAGCACUUUACUUGCCAUGCAGGUGAAGUUGCAGCAUACAUCAAAAUACAGCACCCAACCAAAAACCACGGAGCUUUCGUGAUAUUGAUAUUACUACUGAUUAUACCUGUAUUAAUUUGCAUCUUGUUCAAGAUUGAAAUUGUCCUUUGGUAUCGGAAAUCAUGUCGCCCUUUUUUUCAUAAAAAAGUUUCAGAUGGAAAAAUCUAUGAUGCGUAUGUGUUGUAUCCAAAAAUCAGCAGCCAAGCUGACUUUGUACUGAAAGUACUGCCUGAUGUUCUGGAAAAACAGUGUGGAUAUAGUCUCUUUAUACCUGGCAGGGAUGAUUUGCCAGGAAAAGCGUUAGUCAAUGUUGUUGAUGACACCAUUACGCAAUGCAGGAGGCUGAUUAUGAUUCUAGUACCUGGGCUGUCCAGCUUAGAAGAGGCUCCUGAGCAGAAUAUAGCAGUGUAUCAUGCUCUUAUACCUGAUGGAAUGAAAACUAUCCUGAUUGAAAUGAGUAAGAUAAAGGAUUACAGCCACAUGCCUGAGUCCAUUAGAUACAUCAAGCAAAAACAGGGAGCUAUCAGAUGGAAAGGGGACAUCAUGAAGAAAAACUCUUCUUCGGCAAAUAGUUCCUUUUGGAAAAAGGUCAGAUACCGAAUGCCAUCAGAACAUCAAGCGUCCCAAGAACUAGCUUUGAUGCCAGUACCUUCUGGUGUCUCCCAGAUGAAAGAAGCAUAGUCUUGAGAUCAUUUCAGAAACCCUCUGGAAGGAUGUUUGCAUUGAAGCUGAUGUAACAUGUCCUAUAUGGUAGAGAUGGAUUCCUAAAUUGAUAUGUCAUGUGGGAACUGAUUUUCUUGUUUAUUCACCAGAUUUCUUGUUUAUUCACCAGAUACUCCCACAAGCCAAAUUGUACAACAUUUUCAUUUAAAAAAAUGUAAUGUGAACAGGAUUUUUUUUUUAAAAAAAAAAGAAUUCUUGCUUACAAAUAUGGUACAAAUAUCCUGGCUAAUGUUAUAUCAUCCUUUUAGUUUUCAGAUACCGAUCCUGCCUCAAUAUAUGUUUCCAGGUUCAUCUGAUGAUGACCUAGAUUUCCUGAGCACCUAGUUUACAAUUUUAUUAAAGUGCUUUGUUACUUGUAGAUCCACUUUCCCACAUAUUAACCUUUUAUGCUCUCCUGCAACCAUGUAAUGCUCCUACCCCUUUUUUAGACUCCCAUUUUUAAAUAUGCUUUUUAUUGUUUUCACUUUGUAGUAUAUUGUUUGCAUUUUCUAAACUUUUAUAAGCAUGUUUAGAUUUUUAUUUUUGAUGUAUCCUUUAAGCUUCUUAAAUGACCAGAUUCUACCCUCCUUAUUCUGGUCAGUGUCUCAAAUAAUUCAUUUUGACUUGCUCAGUUUUUUAAUAUAAUUUUUGGAGGUUGCUCAUUUUCAAGAGGGAAAAUUUGCAUGUGCACAUAUACACUUGUGGGAGGUUGCAUUUGUGCUGGCAUCCUGUUUUUGAACUUCUGCUCCCCUUAGUGAGAAUUAAGUUAUGAGUUAGAUAAGCCCUUGAUAUGAUCCAGUCUUAUUUUUGCAGACUGUUUUUGCAAGUAUACCAAUAUAAUAGGCUAGGAGGCCUGAAAUCUUUUGAAUGUCCUAUCAUUAAUAUUCCCUUUUGUUAGCUAUUUAAAGUCUAAGAAAGAGGUCUUACACCCUGUGUGACAGUGCAGAGUAUUUCUCUUCAAACCUACAGACGACUCUUUUUGCAAGGUUCACCCUGCUGCUUUGGAAUUGUUUCCCAGCUACCUCUCAAAUGGGCAUGCACACUUUGCUUCAUCAAGAGACAAAGCUAGGUAACCGCCAGGAGCAACUUCUGAGAACAAUUACACAAGCUGGAACACAGGCGUUUGUCAUUUGAAGAGAGUUGCUUUCUUACACUUCUACAGCAUAAAGUAUCUCUUUGGGCUGCCUAGUACAGCUGUAGUUGCUGUCUGAUGCUCAAGAUGGCUGGGUUAUUUUGGGCUUAUCCUCAACAGCUGCAAAAUGCCAUUUUGUUUGGAACAGGCCAUUUUUAUGAGUUCUUAAAUAACACAUAAACAGUUGAACAUAUCAGUAUCAACACUGCUUUAUAAGUGUACUUAUUUUAUAUGCAUUUCAAUUUUUAACACAGCUGAGAGUCUGUUUUUAACAGUAUGUUUGCAACAUGCUCUUUUUUUGCUUGUAAAUACAUUCUAAUGUAUGUAUAUUAUUUUUUACGAUGUGAACUGUCCAGAAUUGAUUAAAACCAUGUGGAUGUCUAAGCAGAAUUAAAUAAAUGAAUACUCUUUCUCCUUCUAGUCACAGAUGUGUAUAGGUGCUUACUAUAGAUUGACAAAUGUGCUCAUAUUAGGGAUAAGCUAUACUUCAACCUAAUUAAUUUAGUAUUAAUCUAUCCUCAAAAAUGUUUUUUUUUUUCAAAUAAAAAUUACUGGUGAAUUUUUAAAAAUUAUUUUUUUUAAUGAUACGGCGACCACCGAGAUCUACACAUUGAUUGUAAUCAAAACAUUAGGAUAUAAUAUUUUACAUUUGCCAAUAUAUUGGACUAUAAGAAAUUAUUAGCAGGAGUUAAAUAAUUACAUGUGUGAUGAAGCAAAUAAUGUAUAAUAAUGUUUAUUGUUUAAGCUAAAGAUGGUUGCAAAAAAUUAAAAAGGCUUCAUACUAUUGUGAACAAAAUUAUAACAAAGUAUUAAUUAAUUGACUACAAUAUUCAUGAAAAUAUUUCACAAAUCUGUUUAUUAUAUUCAACAAUGUAUGUAAUACAUUGCUGAUUGAAUGUAUGAGAAAUAUCUAAUGAUGCAAACUAUCCAUAAUUAUGGGUGGGGUGUCAGAAAGGCA